AUGCCGCCCCAGGGACCCCGCGAGCCGCCCCAGCAGCAGCCCACGGCGCCGGCCCUGCAGCUGCAUGCGCCGCCGCUCCUGGACUCGUGCCUGUGCUGCCCGUUGCUGCCUGUUGCUGCCCGUGCCUGUGCUGCCUGUUGCCGCCCGUUGCUCCCUGUGCCUGUGCUGCCUGUUGCCGCCCAUUGCUGCCCGUGCCUGUGCUGCCCGUUGCCGCCCGUUGCUGCCCGUGCCUGUGCUGCUCGUUGCCGCCCGCUGCUGCCCGUGCCUGUGCUGCCCGUUGCCGCCCGUUGCUGCCCGUGCCUGUGCUGCCUGUUGCCGCCUGUUGCUGCCUCUGCCUGUGCUGCCCGUUGCAGCCUGUUGCUGCUCGUGCCUGUGCUGGCCGUUGCCGCCCGUUGCCGCCCAUUGCUGCCCGUUGCCGCCUGUUGCCGCCCGUGCCUGUGCUGCCCGUUGCCGCCCGUUGCUACCCGUGCCUGUGCUGCUCGUUGCCGCCCGUUGCUGCCUGUGCCUGUGCUGCCUGUUGCCGCCCGUUGCUGCCCGUGCCUGUGCUGCCUGCUGCUGCCCGUGCCUGUGCUGCCUGUUGCCGCCCGUUGCUGCCUGUGCCUGUGCUGCCCGUUGCUGCCUGUUGCUGCCCGUGCCUGUGCUGCCCAUUGCCGCCCGUUGCUGCCCGUGCCUGUGCUGCCCGUUGCCGCCUGUUGCUGCCCGUGCCUGUGCUGCCCGUUGCCGCCCGUUGCUGCCCGUGCCUGUGCUGCCCGUUGCCGCCCGUUGCUGCCCGUGCCUGUGCUGCCUGUUGCCGCCUGUUGCUGCCCGUGCGUGUGCUGCCCGUUGCCGCCCGUUGCUGCCCGUGCCUGUGCUGCCCGUUGCCGCCCGUUGCUGCCCAUGCCUGUGCUGCCCGUUGCCGCCCGUUGCUGCCCGUGCCUGUGCUGCCCGUUGCCGCCCGUUGCUGCCCGUGCGUGUGCUGCCCGUCGCCGCCCGUUGCUGCCCCCGUGGAACGGAGGCUAUGGGGGUGGCGGGUAUGGGGGUGAUGGGUGUGUGUGA
This is a messenger RNA of Closterium sp. NIES-65, 1035 nucleotides long. The record is from the annotation of a GenBank genome assembly. Lineage: Eukaryota; Viridiplantae; Streptophyta; Zygnematophyceae; Desmidiales; Closteriaceae.